Molecule: messenger RNA, 2036 nt
Organism: Amphibalanus amphitrite
Lineage: Eukaryota; Metazoa; Arthropoda; Thecostraca; Balanomorpha; Balanidae
Exons: 5
Coding region: 237-1577 (446 amino acids)
Source: RefSeq, a predicted model, not a curated record
UUAGUUGGACGGGAGAAAGCACGGUGACGGUUCGAUGCCGGGCGGCUGGCGGCGGCAGACCGAAAUCGAGAGCGACGGAAGCGCCGGGAGUGCUGUAGCGUCGGAGGUGUGCUGGCGAUAGGUCAGGGGUCGCGGAGCAGCUGCCGGAGAGGUCAUAGGUCACGACACAGGUCGUCUGACCGGCCGGGAAACUCGGCCGACACACACACACACACACACACACAGAUCACACCAGGAUGCCGAGUGAGGACCGCCUGGCGCUGGUACCCGGCCCGGAGGAAGCCGAGGAGGACCCGGAGAGGGAGGAUUCGCUCCCCAUCUCCCCACCGUCGCCCUCCUCCACCGUCGACCUGCCAUGGGCGUGCGCUAUGGUGUACCGUCGGCCCCCGCUGCCGCCGGGCGCUGGCCGACUGGCGGCGCUCAGUGCCCUCCUAGUCGCGCUCUCUGCGCUCCUGCUGGUGCAGCUGGCGCUGCUGCGCGACGCGUCGCGCGCGGCGGGCGUCGGCGCGUACCCGGCGGCGGCGGCGCUGGCGCUGGUGACGCUGGCGGCGGCGGCGCCGGCGGCCGCCGUGGCUCUCUGGAGGGGCGGCCGGCCGGCGGCGCCGGGGCGGCUGUCGGUGGCAGCGGCCCUCUGCUCGGUGGGGAGCCUGCUGGUGCUGGCUGGGAGACAUCAGAACCGGCUGGGAUGUAACGUCCAAGACCCGCUGGUAGCGGUCGUCAUCGUGUUCGCCUUCAUGGGUCACCUGCUGACCGCCUCCAAAGUGCGACUCCGCUCCACCAUAGCCCAAGUAGUCGUCUGUCUGGGCCUCUUCAUCGGUGUCAGCUACCAGGCGUGCAACAAAUACAGUUGCCAUGGCAACGACCACAGCGGUAGCUGGCGAAGUGCCGGGGUCGCCGCUAGGGAGCAGCACGUUCUUUGGGUGGCAGUGGGGGCCAGUGGUCUGGCCAUGGUCUGCAGCGCCUGCAUGGUGCUUGAGUCACACUUUCACAGCCAGAGCGGCAAGGGAGGUCAGAGCUCCUGGUGGGACGACGUCACCAGCACUGGCCUGAUGACCGCCGCCUCGUUCGUCACCGUCUCCCUUCUCUUCUGGGUCGACCUCGUCCCCGGCGUCGGAGAGUCGGAGAGCGUCUCUGACCUCGGCAGCGGCCUGGUGCGGGCUCUCGCCGCUCUGGGCGACCAGUUCCCGUACUACCGCCGCGCCUGUCUGCUGAUCGGCAUCGCCUGCCCCGCCCUGACGCUGACCGCCGUCCGCCUGCUCUCCGCUGGCCGACCCACCUUCCAGCUGGCCUCACUAGUGACCCUCGGUGUGCUCGUCUCGGAGCUGUGGUGGUCCGUGUCGCGGAUAGAUGGCGCUGGCGGCUGGACGCCCCACGCCCGCCUGACUGGCGAGGCGGUAAUGGCGGUGGUAGGGGGUCUGCUGAUGAUUGGGGGUCUGAUCGCUUGGCUGUCGUUCGGUGAGAAGAAGCCUGGGAAGGAUCUGGAGCUGACGGCUCGUGAUGUGGAGAUGUAUAAACUGCAGCACGGUGGUGGGGUCACGGCCACCAAAUACCGGUGGCAUCAGCCGGAGACAGUGUGAUUGUGUUGCCCGAGAGUCGUCUGGGCUUCGCUGUGUACGAUGGUGAUAUUUUGAAGUGUUCUAUUUUUGUCUUUUUAUUGAAGCGUCGAUCGCAAUGUGCAGUUGCAGUAUGUAAUAAAGAGUGCAUGACUUGCCCCAUGCUCAUGCGAGUUGUGAAGCCUGCGAGCGUAUCUUCGUGGCUUCAUGAGCUAAUGUGAAUUAAUUAGACAUUUGUGGUGAGUUAAAACCGAGACGUGCUACGCUAGCAUAAGUUACCAUUUCUUGUGUUAAGUAGGUAUAUAUUUAUAUUGUUUUAGAUGAAGAGUUUUGCAAAUGGCCGAAGCAAACCUGCAUUCGACGCAGAAUAUAUUCCUGCCCGGGGCCGGGAUGAUUCAAUAAAUGUCACCGAGGUUUUUUAGCGAAAACUCCGAGGGCCGUUAGGCCCGAGGUGCUUUUCGCUAAAAAAGCGAGGUGCAACAU